This is a messenger RNA of Notolabrus celidotus (New Zealand spotty), 2352 nucleotides long. Its product is annotated as apoptosis-inducing factor 3. The transcript is spliced from 19 exons. The record is from RefSeq and is a predicted model, not a curated record. Gene Ontology annotation, cellular component: cytoplasm. Gene Ontology annotation, molecular function: 2 iron, 2 sulfur cluster binding; flavin adenine dinucleotide binding; oxidoreductase activity, acting on NAD(P)H. NCBI's taxonomy places the organism in Eukaryota, Metazoa, Chordata, Actinopteri, Labriformes, Labridae. Bases 93 to 1727 code for a protein of 544 amino acids.
AGGAGACGUCACCCCGCAGAGCAUCCGACUAACUUUUCAUGUUUCUGGAGGAUUUUUGUGUUUCUUUGUUUUGUUGAAACUGUAUCACAGACAUGUCUCGGACCACACAACUGCAGGAGCUUCCGGACCCUGAACCGCAGGACUCUGAGGAGGUGACAGCAAUGGUGUGUCUGGAGUCAGACCUGCAGGAUGGACAGAUGUUGGAGGUGGAGGUGGGACAUCACAGUGUUCUGUUGACACGCAGCGAGGGCAAAUACAGUGCCAUUGGUAACCAGUGUACACACUAUGGUGCUCCACUCAGCAAAGGGUUUAUUUCAGGACACACAGUGCGCUGCCCGUGGCAUGGUGCUUGUUUCAAUGUCCACACAGGAGACUUGGAGGAGUUCCCUGGCAUGGACUGUUUACCCUGCCACAAGGUUGAAAUUCAAAACAGCAAAGUAUACGUGUCUAUAAACAAGAAGACACUUGGACAGGAGAAAAGAAUAAAGAAUAUGGGAGGUGCAGUGCCAGGAGCAACUCGCACCAUUCUGCUGCUUGGAGGAGGAGCUGCGUCACUGAUCUGUGCUGAAACUUUGCGACAAGAGAAGUUUGGUGGCAGAAUCAUCAUGGCUACCAGAGAUGAACUGCUGCCCUACGACAAAACCAGACUCAGCAAGGUGAUGAACGUGGAGAGUGACAGUAUUCUCCUGAGGAGGAUGGAGUUCUUCCACAAGUACGACAUCGAGGUGUGGCUCAGGAAAGAAGCGAUGUCAGUGGACACGGAGAAGAAGAUGGUCACAUUUCAGGAUGGUUCAGUCCAGAGCUACGACCAGCUCCUCAUCUCAACAGGCUGCAGAGCUAAAGCUCUGGACCUGCCCGGGAUGAAGCUUGGCAACGUCAAGAUGUUGGAGACACCAGAGGAUGCUCGGCAAAUCCACGCAGUCUGUCUGGGCUGCAACGUUGUCCUUGUAGGAACCUCAUUUGUCGGGAUGGAAAUCGCUUCUUAUUUGAUAGACAAAGCCUCCAGUAUCACCGUGAUCGGCAGCAGUGAGAUGCCGUACCAGAACACGCUGGGAAGGGAGAUUGGAAAAGUCACCAUGUCGAUGCUGUCGGAGAAAAGUGUGAAGUUCUACAUGAACGAUAACGUGACAGAGGUCAGAGGUGCUGAUGGAAAGGUGAAGGAAGUUUUGCUAAAAAGUGGGAAAGUUAUUCCAGCCGAUGUUUUGAUUGUUGGCAUUGGAAUCAAACCGAACUCAGAAUUUCUGCAGGGCAGCAAAAUACAGAUGGACUCCAAAAACUUUGUGAUAGUCGACAAGUUCAUGCACACCAGCGCCCCUGAUGUGUACUGUGGGGGCGACCUGUCCAGCUUCCCCUUGAAGAUGGCCAAAAACCGAAUGAUCAACAUCGGACACUGGCAGAUGGCACAAGCACAUGGGAGAAUAGCAGCUCUGAACAUGAUGGAUAAACACACUGAACUCAGAUCAGUUCCUUUCUACUGGACCGUCCUACUUGGUAAAACCAUCCGAUAUGCAGGCUAUGGGGAGGGAUACACUGAGAUUGUCAUGAAAGGAAAGUUUGAGGACAGGAAGUUUCUGGCGCUGUACAUCAAAGAUGACGAGGUCGUAGCUGCAGCGAGUCUGAACUACGACCCCGCUGUGUCUGCAGUGGCUGAGAGGCUGGUGGCAGGAAAAAUCAUCACGAAGAGAGAGGCUGAAUCAGAUGACCUGAGCUGGCUGCAGUUGUCCUGAUCUAAACGUCCCUCCAUUUAUCCUCAACACCUCAUCCGUACAAUGUGGACGUGCAGUCCAAAUCUGUCUCUCCAACACCGCUGCCUUCCCAGAGGACGAAGAGUCUAAAGACCUGGAAUACAAGCUCUGAAAAAGAAGAAGGGAUAGACUUUAGUUAUGGCUCAUAUAUGAUGUUCAUAUCUCCAGUGUUGAACUACCCGAUCUAAACUGUACGCCAUGGAGUCAGUGUUCAUGUGAGGGAGACUCCACCAUGCAAACAACAGAUACCUCAGAUGGAUGCAGCUUUUUGGACUUCUUUUUAUAUCUAUUUUUUAUUCUUUUACUCGAUUUUAUUUUAUUUUUAUGGCUUCAUGUCUCCAGGAGUAUUUCAGUAACACUCCGGAGUCAUCGCACUGAAGAUGCCUCGGUAUGUUUUCUGCUGUUUUUGGACGAGGCUGUUGGAAAAACACAAGUGACCUCAAUGCCCACCGUGGUCCUGUACGUGGUCCGGUCGGUGAGUCGGAGGGGGGAUUAAGGGAACAGAGGGGGAGUGGUCCUCUCUUUGAAGCAGAGAUGCUGAAAUAGGCAAUGAUAACAAAACGCACCAAUGGGGAACAAUAAGCGUUCGACAAACAGCACACAAAGG